Molecule: messenger RNA, 2183 nt
Organism: Capsella rubella
Lineage: Eukaryota; Viridiplantae; Streptophyta; Magnoliopsida; Brassicales; Brassicaceae
Product: probable glycosyltransferase At5g03795
Exons: 5
Coding region: 270-1994 (574 amino acids)
Molecular function (GO): glycosyltransferase activity
Source: RefSeq, a predicted model, not a curated record
UUUUAACGGGAAAAAGGAAAAGUGUAAGAAAUAGAAAUAAAAAAAAUUCCCUCUCUCUCUCUUUCUUUCUUCUCAAUCAGUUUCUUCCUUGUGAUCGAUUGAGAGCAGCAGCUUCUGUUAAAUCCCUCCUCACCGGUUCAUGUCACAAUCAGUAUCGAUUUGAUUUGUGGUUAAGAGAUGGUGAUAUAGGGUUUUUGACAUCAUGGAGUGUACAUGUUGAAUUUUGUGGCAACAUACUAUACGUUUGCCACCUGAAUCUGGAAGAUGCUAUGAAAUUGUUACGAUUUGCUGGUGUCGUUUUCGUUUUUAUCACAGUCUUCCAAUUUGUAAACAUACGUUUCUAUGAUGGUGCCAUCUUCUCUUUACCUUCUGAAGAUAAGUUCCUGGUGUCAAUCAAUGAAAGCACUGAACCCCCUAUCAGACCAUCCGGUGCUGAAUUGUUGUAUUUUAGUAGUUCAAUAUCCGCUGAAGGAGAGAUAACUGGUUCGAAAGAAGACCCUAUACUUGGGGAAAGAACUGUUCCACAGGAAGACCAUGUAGUUGGCUCUGAUAAAAAUGACACUAAUCAAUCCCGUCAGAGUUUGACAGACGAUGCAAAAGACAAGGAAACUCUUGAUUUGCUUCCUGGAACAAGGAGCAGCUCAAACGAGAGUUCCGAGACGAUAGUGGAAGAUGCUGAUAUUGCUUAUGAAAAUACUAGGCAAGUGGAGAUUCUGGAGAGCAAGUCUGAUCCUUCUGUUGAUAAUCUUUCCUCACAGGUUAAAAGUUUUAUGAAGGUGUCAAAUUCUGGAGUGGUUUCUAUCACUGAGAUGAUGAAUUUGUUGCAUCAAAGCCACACUUCUCAUGUCUCCUUGAGAUUAAAACGGUCUUCCACAGUUGAUCAAGAGCUGUUAUCAGCAAGAAUUCAAAUUGAGAACCCACCGCUAAUAGAGAACGACCCUUUCCUGCAUGCUCCUCUCUAUUGGAAUCUGUCCGUGUUCAAAAGGAGCUAUGAUCUAAUGGAGAAAAAGCUCAAAGUAUAUGUCUACAGGGAAGGCAAAAGACCUGUACUGCAUAAGCCGGUGUUGAAAGGAAUAUAUGCUUCUGAGGGAUGGUUUAUGAAACAGCUCAAGGCCAGCAAAACAUUUGUCACAAAGAACCCGCGUAAAGCUCACUUAUUUUAUCUUCCUUUCAGCUCUAAAAUGUUGGAAGAAACUCUAUACGUCCCCGGUUCUCACAGUGAUAAGAAUCUCAUUGAGUUUUUGAAGAACUACUUGGAUAUGAUUUCCUCGAAAUAUAAUUUCUGGAAUAGAACUGGAGGAUCUGAUCACUUUCUGGUCGCUUGUCAUGACUGGGCUCCUUCUGAAACGAGGCAGUACAUGGCCAAGUGCAUCAGAGCACUAUGCAAUUCUGAUGUGUCAGAAGGUUUUGUGUUUGGUAAAGAUGUAGCUCUUCCUGAGACAACUAUUCUUGUUCCCAGGAGACCGCUUAGGGCUCUCGGAGGCAAACCUAUUUCACAAAGGCAAAUACUUGCCUUCUUUGCAGGCGGAAUGCAUGGUUACCUUAGACCUCUCUUAUUGCAAAACUGGGGAGGUAACAGAGAUCCAGACAUGAAAAUAUUCAGUGAGAUACCCAAAUCUAAAGGAAAAAAGAGUUAUAUGGAGUACAUGAAGAGCACCAAGUAUUGCAUCUGCCCAAAAGGGCAUGAAGUCAAUAGCCCUAGGGUAGUGGAGGCAUUGUUCUAUGAGUGUGUCCCGGUUAUCAUAUCCGAUAACUUCGUGCCUCCCUUCUUUGAAGUCCUAAACUGGGAGUCUUUUGCGGUAUUUGUGUUGGAGAAAGAUAUUCCUGAUUUGAAGAACAUAUUAGUGUCCAUAACUGAUGAAAGGUAUAGAGAGAUGCAGAUGAGAGUCAAGAUGGUGCAGAAGCAUUUCCUUUGGCAUUCUAAACCGGAGAGAUUCGAUAUAUUUCAUAUGAUACUUCACUCCAUUUGGUACAACAGAGUUUUUCAAAGCUGAUACCACAGAGUAGGUUUGAGACGGCAGAACAAAGUAAUUAACAGAGAUUCAUUGGUUAAUAUAGCAAAAAGGGGGGUUGCAAAACCCCACAAUUUCUCUAAUUGUGUUGUUUCAUCACUGUAAAGUAUAAACCACUGAGCAAUUUGGCUACACACAGUAUCAAGACACCUUUUUUAAGCUCAUCAUCAA